This is a messenger RNA of Phaeoacremonium minimum UCRPA7, 1542 nucleotides long. Its product is annotated as putative glycosyltransferase family 1 protein. The coding region runs from base 1 to 1542 and encodes 513 amino acids. Lineage: Eukaryota; Fungi; Ascomycota; Sordariomycetes; Togniniales; Togniniaceae. The record is from RefSeq and is a predicted model, not a curated record. The transcript has 3 exons. Gene Ontology annotation, molecular function: UDP-glycosyltransferase activity.
AUGGCGUCCCCUAGGAGAAAGGUCCUCUUUCUGACCAACAGCGACUAUGGCCAGGCCAACGUCGUUCUGGCCACGGCACAUGCCAUGAUGCACAUCGCUCCAGACACAGAAAUUCACAUUGCAUCGUUUGCCGGGCUGGAAAUUGGCGUUCGCCAUACAUCCGAGUUCGCAUUGCGCACCGCCCGUACCGCAAGCCCGCUAAUCUUCCAUUUGAUCAACGGCAUCAGCAAUUGGAGCGCCCAAGAACGACCUGAGGUCGGUGUCAUGGAGUCAUUUGCCCGAGGCCCAGGGUUCAUCAACUCGUCGAAGGGCAUACUGAUGAUUCCGGCAAUUAUGCAGCCGUGGACGCCGGAGGAGUUUGUCGGCCUGUAUCAUGAAGCGAAGCGUGUCUACGACGAAGUACAGCCGGAUAUCACUGUAGUCGAGCCCCUUUUUACUCCUGGGAUGACAUUGUGUCAUUACAUUGACACAAAUUGGAUCGUCUUGGCACCGAAUACCAUCAAAGACUUUGCUGUACCACUUCAGCCGUGGCUGGCCAUGAUGUGGAAAUACCCGCUUAUCUUUUCGGCCUUCCCAUUCCCCUUACCAUGGCAUCUCAUCCCAAGCAACAUCGUCUUCAACUUGGUCGCAGGCUAUGCGCUUGUCACCGACACAAGGAUAAAGAACACAGUAUCCUACAUGCGACAGCACAUCGCGCCUUCGAUCAACCUCAUGACCGCGAAUGAGCUAGGUGUUCUGAAAGCGCCACCCCCAGGGCUCCGUAUUCUUGUUUCCAAUGCACGAGACCUCGACUAUCCGUUCGACGUACUCCCGGAGCACGUCAUCCCUUGCGGUCCAAUAGUACGCGCAGCUCCAGCCGUUGCCGACGUCGAUAGUGAGCUUGCAGCAUGGCUUGCGCGAGGUCCCACGGUCUACGUCAACCUUGGAACGCAUUUGCAGAUGGAUGUAAACCAGGCAUUGGAGAUGGCCUUGGCUUUCCGCGAUCUCCUGGACAAGGCACAAGACGUGGACUACGGAGGUAAGGGAGGUGCGAAAUUGCAGAUUCUCUGGAAGCUACGCCGCAAGACUCCCCAUGGCGAGCAUGCAUCGGACCCCAAUGAUUACUCGGGCCUAUGGAAGCUGGUGCAGGAUGCACUGCGCUCAGAAUUUGAGUCAGAUCGCGUGAGGAUAACGAGCUGGAUAACGGCGGAACCGAAAUCAAUCCUUGAAUCAGGGCGUGUCAUUUGUUCCGUGAAUCAUGGCGGAGCUAGCUCAUUCAAUGAGUCGAUAUGUGCUGGUAUCCCUCAGGUGUUGUUACCCGCGUGGUCCGACUGCUUCGACUAUGGCAACCGCGUCGAGCUUCUCAAGGUCGGUCGGUGGGCCAACAAGGUAGCCAAGCCUUCAUGGAAGCGAAAUGAGCUAGCAAGUGCUUUAGAAGAGGUGAUUCUUAGUGAUAAGACGGCAGCUAUCCUGGAGCAAGUGAAGAGACUGUCAAAAAAUUAUCCCGAAGGUGCUGGUCGCAAUUAUGCGGCAAAGGAGAUCCUCUCCGCCAUCCAGUCGUAA